Spirodela intermedia is the source of this 1642-nucleotide messenger RNA. NCBI's taxonomy places the organism in Eukaryota, Viridiplantae, Streptophyta, Magnoliopsida, Alismatales, Araceae. The record is from the annotation of a GenBank genome assembly.
AUGGUUCUAGCGAAGAAGAAGCUCAAGCAGCAGCUCAGGUCCCUGCUGGCGGUGUCCGUCGAGGCGGCGGAGUCCAGAAAGCCAUCGAAAGCCGCCACCGCCGCCGCUUCCGCCGGAGCAGAAGACGUCAACCAGCGGCUGCAGAGUCUCAGGGAGCUCCUGGUCUCGAAGAACCGCCGGGACAACCGGCCGACUAGGAGAGGCGGGAGGAAGAGGAGGAGGACAUCUCCGGGAGACUCGAAACCUGCUGCGGAGGCGGCGGCGGAGGGCGGAGAAGCCGCCGGUUCUCCGGCGGGCUCGAGCAAGGGGAAGAAGAGGAAGAGAGCAGGCGAUGGAGCCGCUGAAUCGAGCGAGCAGGACCAGGGAAGUAACAUGAAGGGGAAGGAAGAGGAGAAGAAGAACAAGAAGAAGAAGGCGGAGAAGAACAAGAAGAACAAGAGGAACAAGAAGAGGAAGAGCAGCCAGAAGAAGAACGGGGAAGAAGAUAAGGAAGGGACGAAGACCUGCUCCAGUGAGAAGAAGGCGGUGGAAACUGCGACAAUCGACGCGAGGUAAAAUCCCAGACCGCUUAGCCGACGUCGUCGUCGUCCUCUUCGAUUGAUCGUUCAUCGUGUUGGCUCCUGGUGAAUUUACAGAGACGAAAAUGGAGAUGCCGGCAGGAAGGUCUACGUGGGAGGCAUUCCGUACUACUCGACCGAGGACGACAUACAGAGCUUCUUUGAAGGUUGCGGGACUGUGUCCGAGGUUGACUGCAUGAUGUUCCCGGAGAGCGGCAAGUUCAGGGGAAUCGCCAUUCUCACUUUCAAGGUCAGCCCAAGCUUCCUCCCUCCCUCCCUCCUCCCCCAUUUUCUUCCCGAAAAAAGAAAACCCUUCUCGGUUCGAUCUAACACUGAGACUGAACCAUCUUUCCAUUCAUGGUAGAUUCUAGGUGAAUUUUUUUAAUGGCGAUUAACAGGGAGCCCUCUGAUCUCGUUUGUGAUGCAGACUGAAGCAGCUGCUAAGAGGGCGAUGGCGCUGGACGGUUCCGACAUGUAAGUAAUUUGCUGAUUGCUGCUCAUCGUCCCCUUCUUCCCCUGAAUGAAUGAGAAAGAGGAGAUCGAUUGCUGAUCAUCUCUUCAGGGGUGGAUUGUACCUGAAGAUCCAACCGUACAAGGCGGCGGCGCCGCCGCCGACCCGGCAGAGAUCGGAUGUCUUCUCCCCGGAGAUCAUCGACGGGUACAACCGGCUCUACGUGGGGAAUCUGGCGUGGGACAUCACGGAGGAGGACCUGCGGGCGUUUUUCCAGGGCUGCAGUAUCUCUGCUGUUCGGUUCGGGGAAGACAAGGCGACGGGCGAGUUUAAGGGCUACGCGCACGUAGACUUCCACGACGGCGUCUCCCUGGCGGCGGCGCUGAAGCUGGACCAGGCGGAGCUCUGCGGGCGGCCGGCGAAGAUAAGCUGCGCCGUCCCUACGAAGAAGGUGGUGGCUGCGCCGAAGCCGGCGGCGGUGGGCGGGCAGCGAGGGACGACGGUGCCUGCCGCCGCCGCCGGCGGUGGCGGAGGGAAGAAGAAGAAGAGGCAGACCUGCUACGAGUGCGGCGUCCCGGGGCAUCUCUCUUCGGAUUGCCCGCAAAAGAAACCGGCGGUGGUUGCCGCCCGCUGA